GCAGGGUUUCCUGUUCCUCUUUCCAUGCCGGGGCUCACAAGUGUCCAGGCGAGCACCCGUGCCAUCCCGCCGGAGGGGAGCUCCACAUCACCGGCCCCAGCCCGGGCACCACCGCCGCGCACAGCUGUGCCCCCUUCUUGUGGGGGAGCCCUGCGGCCCCCAGGAGCCAGCGGCAUGGGCUUCGGGCCGGAGCUGUGGUGCCCGCAGGGGCACAGUGCCCUGCUGCGGAUGCAGGAGUCUGAGCUGCGCCUGCUGGAGCUGCUGAAGAAGUGGAUGCUGCAGCGGUCCAAGGGCGACCGGGAGUACGCCACGCUGCUGCACGCCAUGUUCACCCAGCUGGAGAAGCAGGAGGGCGCGGGGCAGCUGCGCCCCGGGGACUACACCAGCCCGAUCAGCGAGUCAUGCUGGGCACUGGCGAGCCAGACAGAGGCGCUGAGCCAGAUCCUGCGGCGCCAUGCAGAGGCCCUGGCCACGGGACCCCUGCACAAGCUGGGCCUGCUCAUCCGGGACAAGCAGCAGCUGCGCAAGUCCUACAGCGAGCAGUGGCAGCUGCUGAGCCAGGACUACUCCCGGACCACGCAGCAGGAGCUGGACAAGCUGAAGGCACAGUACCGCAGCCUGGCACGGGAUAGCGCCCAGGCCAAGCGCAAGUACCAGGAGGCCAAGGACAAGGACCGGGACAAGGCCAAGGACAAGUACGUGCGGAGCCUGUGGAAGCUGUACGCGCUGCACAACCAGUACGUGCUGGCGCUGCGGGCCGCCGAGCUGCACCGGCAGCACCACUUCCAGCGCGCCCUGCCCGCCCUGCACGAGGCCCUGCACGGCCUGCACCAGGAGAUGGCCCUCAUCCUGAAGGAGACCCUGCAGGAGUACCACAUGGUCACCAGCCUGGUGCAGGAGGAGGUAGCGGCCGUGCACCAGGAGAUGGCCCACGCCAUCCAGGCCAUCAACCCUGCCACCGAGUAUGACAGCUUCCUGCAGCACCACAGGUAUGGGGCGGAGGUGCCACCAGAGCUGCUCUUCGAGGAGAGUCUGCUGGAGGAGUCGGAGAACCUGGCGCCCGGGGAGCUGCAGCUUAACGAGCUGACGGUGGAGAGCGUGCAGCAUGCACUGACCUCGGUGACAGAGGAGCGGGCGGCUGCCACCGAAACCACCAGCAGCAAGGAGCAGCAGGUCCGGGAGCUGGAGGCCGAGAUCCGCAGCGAGGAGCAGAGGCUGGGCCACGGGGAGCGGGUGCAGCUGCUGGGGAGGCGCCAGGCGCUGCAGGAGGCGCAGCAGCAGUUCCAGGUCUCGCUGUGCACCCAGACCAAGCUACAGGGGCAGUGGGACAUGCUUCGCCGUGAGCUGGACCAGCUGGGUUCACGCGAUCCCCCGCCUGUCCUGCCCCUCCUGGACGAUCGACAGUCCCUCUCUUCCAUGGAGCAGGAGCGCAUGGGCCCCACCGCCCUGGAGACCCUGAAGAACCACAUCUCAGGCAUCUUCCGGCCCAAGAUCUCGCUGCCACCACUGCUGCCACUGAUCCCGGAGGUGCAGAAGCCGCUGAGCCAGCAGGUCUGGUACCACGGUGCCAUCCCGCGCACAGAGGUGCAGGAGCUGCUGCUGCAGAACGGCGACUUCUUGGUGCGCGAGAGCCAGGGCAAGCAGGAGUACGUGCUGAGCGUGCGCUGGGACGGCCAGCCCCGGCACUUCAUCAUCCAGACCAGCGACAACCUGUACCGGCUGGAGGGCGAGGGCUUCCCCACCAUCCCGCUGCUGGUCGACCACUUCCUGCAGAACCGGCAGCCCAUCACCAAGAAGAGCGGCAUUGUGCUGCUCAACUCCAUCCCCAAGGACAAGUGGGUGCUGAACCACGAGGAUGUGCUGCUGGGCGAGCGCAUCGGACGCGGGAACUUCGGGGAAGUGUACAGUGGCCGCCUGCGCGCUGACAACACGCCAGUGGCAGUGAAGUCCUGCCGGGAGACCCUCCCACCUGAGCUCAAGGCCAAGUUCCUGCAGGAAGCCAGGAUCCUGAAGCAGUACAACCACCCGAACAUCGUCCGGCUCAUCGGCGUCUGCACCCAGAAGCAGCCCAUCUACAUCGUCAUGGAGCUGGUGCAGGGGGGCGACUUCCUGACUUUCCUGCGCAGCGACGACAGCGCCCAGCUGAGGGUCAAGGACCUGCUCAAGAUGACGGAAACCGCGGCUGCCGGCAUGGCAUACCUGGAGAGCAAGCACUGCAUCCACCGGGACCUGGCGGCUCGCAACUGCCUGGUGGCGGAGAAGAACACGCUGAAGAUCAGUGACUUUGGGAUGUCGCGGGAGGAGGAGGACGGGAUCUACGCCUCCACCGGCGGCAUGAAGCAGAUCCCUGUGAAAUGGACUGCGCCGGAGGCACUCAGCUAUGGCCGGUACUCCUCGGAGAGCGACGUCUGGAGUUUUGGUGUCCUGCUGUGGGAGGCCUUCAGCCUGGGCGCCGUGCCCUACGCCCACAUGAGCAACCAGCAGACCCGGGAGGCCGUCGAGCAGGGCGUCCGGCUGGAGCCCCCCGAGCAGUGCCCGGACGAGGUGUACCGCAUGAUGCAGUGCUGCUGGGAGUACGACUCGCGGCAACGGCCCAGCUUCAGCACCAUUCACCAGGAGCUCAUCGCCAUCCGCCGGAAGCUCCGGUGACGGCUGGGGCUCCCGCAGGGGCCAGGUGUCUGCCCCGCACCCGCCCAGCAGGCGCCACGCGGGAGCCAUGGACGGUGCCCGAGGCGGUCGGGGCUGUGGUCGUUGCUCCCAGCCCCUGGUUCGUACGAAUCCCCUCGGGCCUGGCACCAGCCAAGGCCGUGGCCACUGUGUUUUGGACGCCGAUUCCCCGUGCUGUGGCCUCUUCUGGUGGGACUCAGCUGAGAGAUCCCCGCUGGCCCGGCUCGCUGGCUGCUGGGCCCGGGCCAAGCCCUCCUGAUGCUUUCUCCUUGGAGCCAGCUUCUUUCCAAUAAAACCCAGCCCCUU
Messenger RNA from Alligator sinensis (Chinese alligator), 2973 nucleotides. It is a transcript of the gene FES, whose product is annotated as FES proto-oncogene, tyrosine kinase. The coding region runs from base 25 to 2649 and encodes 874 amino acids. NCBI's taxonomy places the organism in Eukaryota, Metazoa, Chordata, Crocodylia, Alligatoridae. Gene Ontology annotation, molecular function: ATP binding; non-membrane spanning protein tyrosine kinase activity. The transcript has 19 exons. The record is from RefSeq and is a predicted model, not a curated record. Gene Ontology annotation, biological process: regulation of mast cell degranulation; peptidyl-tyrosine phosphorylation; chemotaxis.